AUGUCACAGCCAUUUCGUAUCUUUGGGCUAAUGAUGAUAGUCUACCCAGAAUCUCAAGACUUGCAAGAUAAUGAUGACAAUGAUGGUGAUGAUGAUGACAGUGAAGAAUCAGAGAACUCCUGCCACUCUGAGCUUCCUUCACCCUUGUGCAAGAGCAGUGACAGCAUAGAUGACAAUCAGACAGAGGAUCUGGGAGAGCCCACCCCAUUUUCCCUAAUGACUGGGCACUCUUACAUGGUAAAAGAUAAACAAGUGAGGUUGGCCAAACAUGCGCUGGAGCUUGAGGAGGAAGAUCAGGAAUCUCAGACACCAUUUUACAAAGACAACUCGGCUGGAUAUGAGGAGUCCAGCCCGACCUAUCGCUUUCCCUGGCACCAGAGGUUGCCUGCUCUCCAAAAGGCUGGUACAGCACCAAGUGGCUUCCACAACUCUUUCCAGAGCAGCUCAGGCCAGCACUUGGGGACAGAGGCUGCUACCACACAGGCCGGUGCCAGUGCCCAUUAUGUGGGACACUCAGAGAGCACCACAGGAGCAGAGCCCCAUGUGCUGCACGAGGAGGACAGAGAGGACAGGGAGGACAGGGAGGACAGGGAGUCCCAGUCCGUGCAGCCAGCCUAUGACUUGCUCUGGCAGGAGAACAGCCGCCUCAGGUCGGAGAACAAAAUGCUCAGGAACGUGAACCUCGUGCUCAAGUCAGAGAACUUGGCGCUCAGGCAGCUGUUCCAAGAGCUCAAGAAGGGUAGCCGUGUGUUCAGGGAGAAGGAUGUCAUACUCAGGCAGGAAUACAACAUGCUCAGGGAACAGUAUGACAGGCUCAAGGGUGAGAAUGCUGCACUCAGGAAGGACAAUGCCAUGGUCAGGAAAAUGCUUAACAACUUCCAGAACAACUUGAACAGACAUCUGUGCAUGAUGGCGACCCUGCAGGAUCAGCUGAAGACCAGCCAGGCUGAACGAGAGAAGGAAGCCCGAAAGGCCCAGGCCUUAGUCCAGCAGACUGAGUGUCGUCUUCAGCUAAUGAACCAGAGGGCUCUGGAUGCCGAAGCGAAUGUGGAGAGGCUGAAGCAGAAGAUCUUCAUUCUCCAAGGACAGCUGGAGAGAUGCAGGCCAGAGAAUGAAAACCUGAGAACAGACUGGCCUGGAAGCAGUGAAGCACAAUUUAGGCUUCACCAGUCAAAACCCCCACCAGCUCAUACUGGGCAAAGAUGGCUCCCUCAGGCAGCUUCUGCCUCAGGAAUGCUGCCUGUUGUUGCUGAGGUCCUUGAAUCUACGAGAAAAAUUCUCAAAUUUUAA
Molecule: messenger RNA, 1290 nt
Organism: Sturnus vulgaris (Common starling)
Lineage: Eukaryota; Metazoa; Chordata; Aves; Passeriformes; Sturnidae
Source: RefSeq, a predicted model, not a curated record